Condylura cristata (star-nosed mole) is the source of this 990-nucleotide messenger RNA. RefSeq names its product coiled-coil-helix-coiled-coil-helix domain containing 4 (gene CHCHD4). The transcript is spliced from 3 exons. Gene Ontology annotation, cellular component: mitochondrial intermembrane space. The record is from RefSeq and is a predicted model, not a curated record. NCBI's taxonomy places the organism in Eukaryota, Metazoa, Chordata, Mammalia, Eulipotyphla, Talpidae. Bases 150 to 569 code for a protein of 139 amino acids. Gene Ontology annotation, biological process: protein import into mitochondrial intermembrane space. Gene Ontology annotation, molecular function: protein-disulfide reductase activity.
GGCAGGCGCGCGGCGGGCAGACUUGGAGGGGGCGGGUCUGCGCGGGCCUCGGAGGCGCCCGCCCUACCUGAGGAGAGGUCACGACGUGAGCCGCCGCCGCUGCUGCUACCACCGCUUGUGCUUCUAGCUCUGCGCGCCGGGCUGCAGCCAUGUCCUACUGCCGGCAGGAAGGGAAGGACCGAAUCAUAUUUGUGACCAAAGAAGACCAUGAAACGCCAAGCAACGCAGAGCUGGUGGCCGAUGACCCUAAUGACCCGUACGAGGAGCAUGGAUUGAUACUACCAAAUGGAGACAUUAACUGGAACUGUCCAUGCCUCGGGGGAAUGGCCAGCGGUCCCUGUGGGGAACAGUUCAAGUCAGCCUUUUCCUGCUUCCACUAUAGCACGGAGGAUGUCAAGGGCUCAGACUGUGUAGACCAGUUCCGGGCCAUGCAGGAGUGCAUGCAGAAAUACCCGGAUCUCUACCCCCAGGAGGAUGAAGAAGAAGAGGAGAAGAAGCCAGCAGAACAUUUAGAGGAGACAGCUCACAGGGAAGCCCCAGCAGCCAAAGAAGAGAAGGGGUCAAGCUAAUGGCAGCCCUGAAAUGGCAGUUCUUCCACUUCAGGGUGAUAGGAACCUUUUGCAAAAUGCCUUUCCAUCACUCUCCGAGAACAUGUCUUUUCCUGUGCUGUUCUGUGUACUGUAAUAUACAAAAUAAGUUAUUUUGAUCAUCAGGGCCCUUGGCCUCUUGACAAUACACUGAAAAAAAAAUGGAGUUUUAUGUAUGUAUGUCUCACAUAAAGAGAUCAGCAAAUGCAGCUGGCCACCUCAGAAUUCUUCUCUCAGAUUCGCCUAAAUUUUGUUAUGUGAAAUGUGAUGUGUUAGAUAAUCUCAGCAAGCAAGAAUCAUUAUUUGGGAGUGUCUCUUAUAAGUGAGCUGAUUUCUUCUGAUUCAUCAUAUCACUUGUAGUAGAUUUUAUACUCCUUUCGGAAAUAAACAGAAACAAAACAUC